CUCUUUGCACCAGCUGUCAGCUCGCGCUCCGAACUGUCAUCGGCUGUCAAAUCAUGUUCAUCUUCGCUCUUUCUCUUUCCGGCAAUCGUAUGGAAUUGCAGUAACACAUUUCGUGCAAGAUGUUUAUGCCCAAAGCCCAUCGCGUCCAGAUCUAUGAGUACCUCUUCAAGGAGGGAGUCCUGGUGGCUCAGAAGGAUUUCUACGCUCCGAAGCACCCGGAGCUGGAAAACAUUCCCAACCUGCACGUCAUCAAGACGAUGCAGUCGCUGAAGUCGAAGAACUUCGUUAAGGAACAGUUCGCCUGGCGCCACUACUACUGGUAUCUGACCAACGAGGGCAUCGAGUAUCUGCGCUCGUACCUGCACCUGCCACCGGAGAUUGUUCCGUCGACACUGAAGCGCGCCGCCCGAUCGGAACCACAGCGAGCUCGCGCCGGCCAGCCCGGUGGUCCACGCUCCGGCGAUGGACCGAAGGGUGGUGAGGAUCGGUCGGGCUACCGGCGGACCCAGCAACCCGGUGGUCCAGAUAAGAAGGGCGAUGUCGGCGCCGGAGCCGGAGAUAUUGAAUAUCGCGGAGGAUUUGGCCGUGGAUCAAGGCCACAGUAAGGCACGGAAUGUUUCAAUCUGUGUACAUUUAACAAUAAAAUAUCUAUGAUAUAAGAAA
Molecule: messenger RNA, 663 nt
Organism: Topomyia yanbarensis
Lineage: Eukaryota; Metazoa; Arthropoda; Insecta; Diptera; Culicidae
Gene: RpS10b
Product: small ribosomal subunit protein eS10B
Exons: 3
Coding region: 120-605 (161 amino acids)
Cellular component (GO): cytosolic small ribosomal subunit
Molecular function (GO): RNA binding; structural constituent of ribosome
Source: RefSeq, a predicted model, not a curated record